Molecule: messenger RNA, 11433 nt
Organism: Myodes glareolus (Bank vole)
Lineage: Eukaryota; Metazoa; Chordata; Mammalia; Rodentia; Cricetidae
Gene: Zzef1
Product: zinc finger ZZ-type and EF-hand domain containing 1
Molecular function (GO): zinc ion binding; calcium ion binding
Source: RefSeq, a predicted model, not a curated record
AAGUCGCUGCCGCCGCCGUCGUCCCCACCCCGUCCCCGCCCGCCUGGGGCUGUCGGAGGUUGACAGGUCGUGGCUGGGAGGCGGCGGCGGCAGCACCUCCGAGCACCCAAGACGGAGGCCCCAUGGGGAACGCUCCGAGUAACAGCAGCGAAGACGAAGCGGCGGCUGCCGGGGCUGAGGGCUGGAGCCCACAUCAGGACUGGGCUGCCGACUCCGGCACGACCCCCGGUCCCGGCCCCGCGGCCGCGGCACUGCCUCCCGCCGCUGCACUACUGGAGCCCGCCCGGCUUCGAGAGGCUGCGGCUGCGUUGCGGCCCGCACCUCCCUGCGAAUCGCUGGUGUCGAGGCACCACGGCGCGCUGUUGCGCUGGCUGGAAGAGCGGCUGGGCCGCGGUGAAGAAUCUGUCACCCUGGAGCAGUUCCGGGAGUUGCUGGAAGCUCGCGGCGCUGGCUGUUCCGGCGAGCAGUUUGAAGAGGCCUUUGCCCAGUUUGAUGCUGAGGGUGAUGGGACAGUUGACGCUGAGAAUAUGUUGGAGGCCCUCAAGAACUCCAGUGGAGCCAAUCUGCAGGGGGAGCUGAGCCAUGUCAUCAGACAACUACAAGCCUGCUCUCUUGUUCCAGGUUUCAUCGACAUAUUUUCAGAGUCAAAGGAGGGCCUUGGCACUCACUCAUCAAUGAUAUUGCGCUUUCUGCAUCGCAAUCGGAUCUCUAGUAUGGUGAUUCCCUACCCAAUGUUAGACCACUGCAAUAACAUGUGCACCAUGCGGUCGUCAGUUCUGAAGGAGUCUCUGGAUCAACUGGUACAAAAAGAAAAAGAAAGCCCAGGAGACCUAGCCAGAAGCCCGGAAACGGAUAAACUCAAGUCGGUAACAAAGUGCUAUGCUUAUAUAGAAACAUCCUCCAACCCUGCAGACAUCUACAGGAUGACAAAUGGAGAAACAUCAUCCUACUGGCAGUCAGAUGGUAGUGCCCGCUCACACUGGAUACGUUUGAAGAUGAAGCCAGAUGUCGUGCUUAGGCAUCUUUCCAUUGCAGUGGCUGCCACUGACCAGAGCUACAUGCCACAGCAAGUGACAGUGGCUGUGGGAAGGAGUGCCAGUGAUCUGCAGGAAGUACGAGACGUGCACAUCCCCAGCAAUGUCACUGGCUACGUGACACUGCUAGAAAAUGCCAACAUCAGUCAGCUCUAUGUCCAGAUAAACAUAAAGCGUUGUCUUAGUGAUGGAUGUGACACUAGGAUUCAUGGUCUGAGGGCUGUUGGCUUUCAGAGAGUUAAGAAAUCUGGAGUCUCAGUCUCUGAUGCUUCUGCAAUAUGGUACUGGUCUCUGCUGACAUCCCUGGUGACAGCUUCUAUGGAGACAAAUCCUGCCUUCAUCCAGACCGUGCUGCACAAUACUCAAAAGGCACUGCAGCACAUGCCACCACUGUCCCUCUCACCAGGAUCUACAGACUUCUCAACUUUCCUGUCUCCCAAUGUUCUGGAAGAAGUGGACAGCUUCCUCGUAAGGAUAACUAGCUGCUGUUCUACUCCAGAGGUAGAAUUGACUCUUCUGGCUUUUGCACUAGCAAGAGGAAGUAUUGCCAAAGUGAUGAGCUCUCUGUGUACCAUCACUGACCACUUGGACACACGCUAUGAUGCCUCAUCUCUCAUCUCAUCCAUGACAUCUGUCAGGCAGAACCUGCUUCUGAAAUAUGGUAAACCUCUCCAGUUGACUCUUCAGGCUUGUGAUGUCAAAGGGAAAGAAGAUAAGUCAGGACCUGAAAACCUCCUCAUGGAGCCAUGGACAAGAGAUGGUUUUCUUACAGAGACUGGAAAAACCAGAGCAAGUACUAUUUUUUCUGCAGGAACUGAGUCUGCCUUCCAAGUCACACAGAUCAGAAUUAUGGUUCGCCGUGGUGGCAUCGGUGCCCAGUGUGGGCUAGUGUUUGCUUAUAACUCACCUUCUGAGAAGUUCCAUGCAGAAGAACACUUCAAAAGGUUUGAAAAAUAUGACAAAUGGAAGCUCCAGGAACUGAGACAGUUCGUGAAAAGCAGGAUUGGUUGCUCAUCUGAUGACCUUGGAGAGGAUGAUCCCAUUGGCUGGUUUGAGCUGGAAGAAGAGUGGGAUGAAGCUGAUGUCAAGUUGCAACAGUGCAGAGUUGCCAAAUACUUGAUGGUGAAGUUCCUCUGCACACGCCAGGAGUCAGCAGAACGUUUGGGCGUACAAGGCUUGAGUAUCAGCGGGUACCUCCGGCCUGCAAGGGCAGAAGCUGAACAAAGUAUCCUCUAUGCCCAUUGCAGAAAGGACACAGAGAAUAUCUAUGGGGCCACUCUGCUCCUCAGGACUCUGCAAUUCAUACAGCAACUCGCCCAAGACCUGGUGCAGCAGAAGGAAAGUGGCUUAAAAUAUAAGUCUUUCCUGGACUUCACGGGUCUUGAUUUGCAGAUCUUCUGGAAUUUUUACAGUAAAUUAAAGCAAAACCCAAGGGAAGAAUGCAUCUGUGCACAGACCCUGCUGCUGCAACUUCUUCAGAGCUGCUUCUCAGUGCUGCAGAGUGACCCACCAGCUGCCUCUGAGGAGGAGAAACCUGCAGCACAGUGCCCUGAAGGAAUGCAGGCUGCCAAGGAGCUCUAUACACACUUAUGUGAUGUGGUAGAUAGAGCUAAUGGAGAUUCUGUGCCCAUGGAGAUCCUAAAACAAGAAGUCAGGAACACCCUUCUCAAUGGGGCUGCCAUUUUCUUUCCUGAUCGACAGACCCGGCGGAACCAGCUCUUCACCAUGAUGAAGAAUGUCACUGAGCACGAACACAAGCAAUCUCUGCAACUCACUUUCCGUUCACUCUGCACAUAUUUUAGUGAUAAGGAUCCAGGAGGUCUUCUACUUUUACCUGAGAAAAGUGACCUGGCCAGCACAAACACCAAUGAAGUCCUGGCAGUCAUGAACACCCUCCUGUCUGUUGCUGCUCGAGAGUGUGAGUUGUUGAUGCUCAGCCGGGCCCAUGGGGAGGUUGGCUCUGUGCUCUUCUCCCUGUUCUGGUCUGUGCAAGGCAGCCUGCUCUCCUGGUGCUUCCUGCAGCUCAAGAGCACGGACACUGCAGCCAAAGAGCUCGCCACGGAUCUUAUUGAAAAAUAUGUGGGACAGUUUCUGGCAAGCACAAGAGUGAUUUUAGAAUCCCUUUUGUCACAGUAUAGUGGAAAAACCAUAGUAGAAAAAUUAUGUAAUUCAGUGUUUUCCAUGGCAGCUCGUCAAUUGGUCAUCUUCCUGCUAGACUUCUGCAAUUUAGAUGUUUCUCACUGCACACUCCUGAGAGAGUUCAGCACCCUCACAGAGCUGUUGAAGAAGCUUUGCAGUGACCCUGAAGGAGGCCUGAGCAAGCUGGACGUAGAGACCUGGCAGCAGGAACAGCCUGUGGUAUUGCAUACAUGGACCAAGGAAUCCACCCACAACUAUGAAAAUAACUGCCAUGAAGUGUCUGUCUUCGUUAGCCCAGGGGCAACUUAUUUUGAGGUGGAAUUUGAUGAGAGGUGUGAGACUGAAAAAAGGUACGAUUAUUUGGAAUUUACUGACUCUAGAGGUGGGAAGACACGCUAUGACACCAAAGUUGGCACUUAUAAAUGGCCCAAGAAAGUGACCUUUAAGGAUGGUCCUCGGCUGCAGUUCCUCUUUCAUUCUGACAGCAGUAACAAUGAGUGGGGAUACAAGUUCACUGUCACUGCAUAUGGCCUGCCUGAUGUUGCUGUGUCGUGGGGUUUGGAUUUGCAACUCCUUGUCUCCCGACUGAUGGGACGUCUUGCUUCCCAGUGCAUGGCGCUCAAGUCAGCGCAUUAUUUAGGCAGUAACAUGGCAGUAUCACAGGCAAAAUUGGCUUCAGUCCUGAAUUCUCCUUUAUGGAAACCUGUCUUCAGGCAUCAGAUUUCUCCAGAGUUAGAAUUAGAAGCAAACUGGCCCACUCAACAGCACCAGGAUGGGAAGGAGGUCAAGAACAUCCCUGAUGAUCCCUGCCGCCAUUUUCUCCUUGAUUUUGCCCAGUCAAAGCCUGCUCAGAACUUCUGUGGGCCAUAUUCAGAACUUUUCAAAGGAUUCAUACAGGCAUGUAGAAAACAGGCCCCAAAGACAGAUAUAGUUGCUGGUUCCACUAUUGAUCAAGCUGUGAACGCCACCUUUGCUGCUCUGGUGUAUCGCACUCCAGAUUUAUAUGAGAAGCUGCAAAAAUAUGUAAACAGCGGGGGCAAGAUAACCCUGAGUGAGGAAUUCUCUCAGGUGUAUUCCCUGGCAGAUGGGAUUCGAAUAUGGAUGUUAGAGAUGAAGCAGAAGUCCCUGGUGAGCCUGGGAAGUGAGGCAGAAGAAAAACGUGGUUUGGAAGCAGCAGAGAUGAACCCAGAGAGCCUGGCAAAAGAAUGUAUUCAGAAAAGUCUUUUAUUACUGAAAUUUUUGCCCACAAGCAAAAGUUCAAAAGAAAACUGUGACAAAUUGGUGCCUGUUGAUGAAGCUGAUCAUCUCCAGCCUCUUGACAGGCGCCAGAGGACAAGCUCUGUGGUGGAAGAGCAUUUCCAGGCUUCAGCAUCCCCUACAGAAGCAGCAGCCUCAACUACAGGUGGUGACAAGAGUCCUGGCUUGGAGACCCAGCCAAAGCUACCACCCAGCAGUGGCCCCUCUGCUACAGAAGUGUCCACAGCUGAAGAGCCCUCAUCGCCAUCCACACCCACCCGGCGGCCUGCCUUCACCCGAGGGCGACUGCGGCUGCUCUCUUUCAGAUCCAUGGAGGAGACCAGGCCAAUCCCCACAGUCAAAGAGAAAUACCCAGUGCUGAAGGAUGUCAUGGACUUCAUAAAAGAUCAGUCACUCUCACAUGAGAGUGUUGUGAAGGUUCUUUCUUUGCGGAAAGCCCAAGCACAGAGCAUCCUUGAAGUCCUGAGGAUAAUUCAGUAUUGUACAGAAUCCCUUGGGCAGCCUCACUGCUUCCAUCCACCGUAUAUACUUUUCCUACUGGAACUUCUGACCUGCCAGAAAGAUUUUACAAAUUACUUUGGACACUUGGAAGGCUGUGGUGCUGAUCUACACAAAGAAAUCCGAGACACCUACUAUCAACUUGUUCUGUUUUUGGUUAAAGCAAUUAAAGGAUUUAAUAGCAUCAAUGACAGGUCUCUGCUCCCUGCUUUAUCCUGUAUUCAGACAGCCCUGCUUCAUCUUUUGGAUAUGGGCUGGGAACCCAGUGAUCUUGCCUUCUUUGUUGACAUUCAGUUACCAGAUCUUCUCAUGAACAUGUCACAAGAAAAUAUCAGCGUCCAUGACAGUGUGAUCAGCCAGUGGAGUGAAGAAGAUGAGCUCGCUGAUGCCAAGCAGAACUCAGAGUGGAUGGAUGAGUGUCAGGAUGGCAUGUUUGAGGCCUGGUAUGAAAAAAUAGCUCAAGAGGAUCCAGAGAAGCAGAGGAAAAUGCACAUGUUUAUUGCUCGCUACUGUGACCUGUUAAAUGUGGACAUCUCUUGUGAUGGGUGUGAUGAGAUUGCCCCCUGGCAUCGCUACCGAUGUCUGCAAUGCAGUGACAUGGACCUUUGCAAGACUUGUUUCCUUGGUGGAGUGAAGCCUGAGGGCCAUGGAGAUGAUCAUGAAAUGGUCAACAUGGAGUUCACCUGUGACCACUGCCAGGGUUUGAUCAUAGGCCGGAGAAUGAAUUGCAAUGUGUGUGAUGACUUUGAUCUUUGCUAUGGAUGCUAUGCAGCAAAAAAAUACUCCUAUGGCCAUUUGCCAACCCACAGCAUCACAGCCCACCCAAUGGUGACCAUCCGGAUCAGUGACCGGCAGAGGCUCAUCCAGCCCUAUAUUCACAACUACUCCUGGUUGCUUUUUGCUGCCCUGGCUCUCUAUAGUGCCCACCUGACCAGCACAGAGCACGUGGAUGGGGAGCAGCUGGACCCCCGGGCCCGCAGUAACGCUGCCACCCUGCGGAGCCAGUGCAUGCAGCUAGUUGGAGACUGUCUGAUGAAGGCCCACCAGGGCAAAGGUCUUAAAGCUCUAGCUCUUCUUGGUGUAUUGCCAGAUGGUGACUCUACCUCAAAAAAUCAAGCCCUGCCAGGAACAAUGUCCAUCCAAACCUCAGAGGACCAACUAGAGAAGAAAAAAGUUCAGCUUGCUGAGGAGCCAGCAGAUGCGAGCCUGUUUGUGCCCUGCAGUGGAAAGAGAGCUGCAGAUAAAGAAGUCAGACCUUUGGAUUAUAAACAGAGGAAAACAGCAGGUGAAGGUCUCGCCUUAAUGAAGGACCCUUUGUACCAAACCCAAACUUCUGAUGUACCUGCAAAUGCUCACAUGUCUCCAGGACCUCCAGGUCAGGAUCAUAUGGCCAUUAACCCCACCUCCUCCUCUCCAAAUGCUGAACAUCCAGAAGUGUCAUCUCAGACAGCAGAAGAGAAGGCAGUUACUCCAAACCCUGAGCAAGUGUUUGCAGAGUGUUCCCAGAAGAGGAUUUUAGGAUUGCUAGCAGCCAUGUUACCUCCCAUCAAGUCGGGUCCCACAGUUCCCCUGAUAGACCUGGAACACGUCCUCCCACUCAUGUUUCAGGUUGUCAUCUCCAACGCAGGCCACCUGAAUGAAACCUACCACCUCACGCUGGGUCUUCUGGGCCAGUUAAUUGUCCGUCUUUUACCAGCAGAGGUGGACACUGCAGUCAUCAAGGUCCUUUCAGCCAAACACAACCUGUUAGCUGCAGCAGACAAUGGCGUUGUGCCAGAUGGCUGGAAGACCACCCACCUGCUCUUCAGCCUGGGCGCUGUCUGCCUGGACAGCCGAGUGGGUUUGGACUGGGCCUGCUCCAUGGCAGAGAUCCUUCGAUCACUCAACAAUGCCCCAUUGUGGCGAGAUGUCAUUGCUACCUUCACAGACCACUGCAUCAAGCAGCUUCCUUUCCAGCUGAAGCACACCAACAUCUUUACCCUGCUGGUGCUUGUCGGCUUCCCCCAGGUCCUCUGUGUGGGAACCCGCUGUGUUUAUAUGGAUAACGCCAAUGAACCCCAUAAUGUGAUCAUCUUGAAGCACUUCACUGAGAAGAAUAGAGCUGUGAUUGUCGAUGUGAAAACCAGGAAAAGGAAAACAGUGAAGGACUACCAACUGGUCCAGAAAGGAGGAGGACAAGAGUGUGGCACCUCUCAGGCCCAGCUGAGUCAGUACUCCCAACACUUUGCCUUUAUUGCCAGUCACCUUCUGCAAACCAGCAUGGACAGUCAUUGUCCUGAGGCAGUGGAAGCUACUUGGGUCCUAUCCUUGGCCCUCAAAGGUUUAUAUAAAACACUAAAGGCUCACGGUUUUGAGGAGACCCAUGCCACCUUCCUCCAGACUGACCUGCUGAAGCUGCUGGUGAAGAAAUGCAGCAAAGGAACCGGCUUCAGUAAGACCUGGCUCCUCCGUGACCUGGAGAUUCUGUCGAUCAUGCUGUACUCCUCAAAAAAGGAGAUCAACACUUUGACUGAACAUGGAGACCUGGAGCUGGAAGAGCGAGGGGACCAGGAGGAAGAAAUGGACCGGCCAGUUAGUAGCCCUGGAGAACCAGAACAAAAAAAGCUAGACCCUCUUGAAAGCUUGGAUGAACCCACCAGAAUAUGCUUCUUGAUGGCUCAUGAUGCCCUCAAUGCUCCUCUGCACAUUCUCCGGGCCAUAUAUGAGCUGCAGAUGAAAAAGACCGAUUCUUUCUUCCUAGAAGUUCAGAAGAGGUUUGAUGGAGAUGAGCUCACCACCGAUGAGAGAAUUCGCUCCCUGGCACAGAGGUGGCAGCCUAGUAGGAGUCUGAGACUGGAGGAACAGAGCGCCAAAGCUGUGGACACAGACAUGAUUAUCUUGCCAUGUUUGUCCCGGCCUGUGCAUACUGACCAAGCCACUGCUGAAUCGAACCCUGUGACCCAGAAGCUGAUUUCCAGCACAGAGAGUGAGCUGCAGCAGAGCUACGCCAAGCAGCGCCGGAGCAAGAGUGCUGCCCUCCUGCACAAGGAACUGAACUGCAAGAGCAAGAGGGCUCUCCGCGACUACCUCUUCCGUGUGAACGAGGCCACAGCAGUCCUUUAUGCUCGCCAUGUGCUUGCCUCCCUGCUGGCCGAGUGGCCAGGGCAUGUGCCAGUGAGUGAGGACAUCCUAGAGCUCAGUGGUCCUGCACAUAUGACCUACAUUUUGGAUAUGUUCAUGCAGCUGGAAGAAAAGCACCAGUGGGAGAAGAUCCUGCAGAAAGUGCUCCAGGGCUGCCGAGAGGGCAUGUUGGGGUCCAUGGCCCUGGCUGCAUGUCAGUUCAUGGAGGAACCAGGAAUGGAGGUGCAAGUGAGGGAGUCAAAACACCCAUAUAACAACAACACCAGCUUUGAGGAUAAAGUUCACAUUCCUGGUGCGAUCUACCUCUCAAUCAAAUUUGAUCCUCAGUGCAACACAGAGGAAGGCUGUGAUGAAUUAGCCAUGUCCAGCAGUAGUGACUUUCAGCAGGACCGACACAACUUCAGUGGCUCCCAACAGAAGUGGAAAGAUUUUGAGCUUCCAGGAGAUACUCUGUAUUAUCGAUUUACCUCUGACAUGAGCAACACCGAGUGGGGCUACCGAUUCACUGUGACAGCUGGACACCUGGGCCGUUUCCAGACAGGAUUUGAGAUCUUGAAGCAGAUGUUGUCCGAAGAAAGGGUUGUACCUCACCUCCCAUUGGCCAAGAUCUGGGAAUGGCUGGUGGGUGUGGCUUGCCGCCAGACUGGUCAUCAGCGACUGAAAGCCAUCCACUUACUGCUGAGGAUUGUGCAGUGCUGCACCCACAGUGACCUAUGUGACCUUGCACUGUUGAAGCCCCUGUGGCAGCUCUUUACCCACAUGGAGUAUGGCCUAUUUGAGGAUGUGACACAGCCUGGCAUCCUCCUACCCCUGCACCGCGCCCUCACCGAGCUCUUCUUUGUCACUGAGAACCGUGCCCAGGAGCUUGGCCUGCUGCAGGAGUACCUGCUGGCCUUAACCACUGAGGACCACCUUCUCCGAUGUGCAGCACAGGCUCUGCAAAACAUCGCUGCUAUCAGCCUGGCAAUCAACUACCCAAACAAGGCCACCCGCCUCUGGAAUGUUGAGUGUUAGCCUCACUGUGGCAUGCAUGGACUCAAUAAUUUAUCUACAGGGGUUACGGCAGACCUCCAACCUUGCUCAGGAAACCCCUGCAGCCUCUUCACCCAGCUCUCUUUGAGCCCACCCCUGCUCCCAUUUGGAUGCCAAGCAGCCGCCUCAUCAAGAAGGCCCACUAUGCAGGCUCCAUGUGUGCAAGAAGGCACAGCAGUGCUGAGUGGCUCAGAAAGGGCCAUCAAGAGGCUUUGGGAAAGUUACUCAGAGAAUAGAGACUAGUGUCCUUCAGAGCUGCCCCCGGGGAGUCACAGCACUGAGGACCUAGAAGUAAUCUCUGGAAGGAUUCUGUCUCCACUGAGCAGGAACUGCCCAGGCUUGCCAUCAGGGGAAGGUACCAUCCGUGCAGAGCCACCUUUGCAGUGAGACUUGCAGCUUGCAGCAGUAGUGGCCCACUUGGGAAACCAACCCACAACCAACACGAGCACCUCCCAGCCACCUCCAAUUCCCAAGCUGUCUUCAUGCCACAGGUCAGCUGGCUAACUCCCAGUGCCCUUGGGAUCAGCCAACAGGUCCUGCUUGUCAUCCAUGCAACAGCUCCCAGCACACAUGUCUGCGUUUCUUCACUUAUUUUAAUAUGGUUUUGUUUCCCCUCAUGCUUCUAGAAGAGAACCACACUGACUCCCUGAAAGAGCCCCUAGGGAAUGCCUAGGAACAAACUGGUGUGUGUUGAAGUGACAGAAAUAGAGGGACUCUCCAGCACCUACAGUGCCAACAGUGCCCUCAAAGGAGCCCUUGUUCAGGAGUCAGAACAUACCUGAUUAUGCUUCUGCUCCAAGGUCAUGGUGAUCAGCAUACCCACCACCUUGGUCCUCUUACCUUGCUAUUUGGCCAUCACCUGUCUAGCAAUAACUACAUUAGUUCUAGUGAAUGCUUUUGCAUUUUUCUAUGUAUGGCUUUAGCAUUGCCCUGAAGUGCUAAUGAUUUUCUUUCCAGAGCCACAGUGAGUGGGAAGCUGGGUUGGCAUCAGGCCAAGGACUUUCAGGAAGAAAAAAAUCCUGAGGCACCUCCUAUUGAAGGGCAGGUGUCUGGGCCAGAGCCAUGUCCCACCUCACAGGCCCAAUGCAAAAAUGCCUCCUCACAGCCAGCACCACCCUUGGCUAUCUUGUGUUGCUAUGGUGCAGUGUGCCCCUUGGCCUCUGAAGACCCCUCCGGGUGUGGACAAGGGACUGGAUUGGAAGAGGCUGAGCCUACAGGUCUGGAAGCAUCUUCUGCAAAGGUGCUUUGCCUUCUGUCACCACUACCUGCCUGGCCCUUGAAUUAGGUUCUCGGAUGGACCCCAGCCUACAGGAAAAAUGGCUACAGAGUGGUGGGGGGAUAGGUUGCAAAAACACAAGAACAAAUGGAGUGGUGACCCACGUUCUGCCCCUCACAUCAAAGGAAUCCUAGUCCAGUUCCCAUGAUGUGGGAUAGGGUGCCAGCCCAUGGGAACCUCUUUCUCAUCUUUUGCUCAUUGCCAAAGCACCUGGGCUUUGCAAGCUGCCUAGACCCCAGAGAAGGCCACUAUUGCAUGCCACUCCCUCCAAGUAGGUCUCUGGUGAGAGUCAGAACAAGUCUCAGUGCUCAGUGAAGAGGCCUCACCGUGACUCAGACCAGAUAGCAGUUAGAAGAUGGGGGAGGAGAUGGCACACUCACAACCCUCCACGCCUCAGACUGAGUAGAGGGAGCAGAUGGCCAGGGCAGGACAGGGCUGGAGGCCUCCCUCGGGACAGUGGCCCCAGCUCUUCUCCCACCCUUCCAUCAGGAAGAGCAAUUGUAAAUAAACACUGAACCCCAUAGCUUUUCUCCACUCACCGCUCUCUGUUUUCUCUCCCUCUGCUUCGUUUUGCCCUUCACACACCACAGCUGCUCUCUGACAGGGCCCCCCUGACCUAGUCACUGCAGCCCACUGCCUCCACUUCUCUAGGCCACUGGGUGGCACUGCUGAGCCAGGCCCAUCUCUCCUGAUCCCAACCUGGACAGGAGGUGCAAAGGAGUUCCAUCAAGGCCAAUGUCCCCUUGACCCUUCUUAGGGGGCAAGACUGCCUGGACUGAGACAAAACUGGCAGGAAUAAGGGGUCGUGGAAACAUGUGCCUAAUCUAUAAUCCAGAUCAUAUAUAUUGUACAGACACUGUUCUAAUGAGAGGAGUGACUUAUUUUCAUCAUCGUUUUUAAUUUGUUUUCUUACGGGUUUACGAUUUUGAAUUUUUAUUAUUUGGUUGAGAGAAAGAAUUUUGAUUAUAUCAGCUGAGUGAGUUCAGCCUGUAAAAAGAAUGUUUUAAGUUGUGGAUAAGAUAUGCAAAUGAAGAGAAAUAUAUUGUACAAAUUCUAUAUAAAAAAAGUACAACUCUA